CCUCGGCAAUCAAGAGUGAAAAGUGCUAAACGAAGCGAAUAGUUGUAUAUUCAUUUUGCUGAACACUGGUUCGAUUUAGUUGGUUACAUUUCAUCGUUCAUCGACAGCAUUUCCUUUUCGGUUGAGGAGGACCUUAAACAUACAAUCGGUAAAGUAUAAAAAUAUUCAAAUAGCAAAGUUAAUACCGUAUGCGCGUUAUCUUUAGCGCUGCAUCACAUAUGCAGUGCCAUGGGCUCUGUGGAAGAAUGUUUGAAGUACGAAAACUCUUCGUUAUCCUAAACAAAGCGUUCGCCGUAGAUAUUAGGCUGAGGGCGAUCUUACCAGGUUAUCGUGAGAAAGGCCUCUUUUGGUUUUCUUUAGAUGGCGAACAAUCUCUCAGUCCUAUUUCCUUAAAAGCUUCUAACCCCGGGGGCUACUCAACAAGUUUUAUAAGGGAAGGCUCCUUCCUAAGUCCAACCCCUUUUGAAGAAAUAGGUACCUUUAUUCACCAUACAUUCAUACACAUAACCUAUUACAUAAUUACAAGAGAGGAGAUCAAGCAAGAAUUGUUGAGCUUUUAGAUGAUCUCCGCUGCAUUCUAAAUGGAUGUAAGGCAUAGCAUUCUUCGAAUUCCUGUUUUAAGAAACUGUCUAUGAAAAACUAUUUCUUUUUAAGCCGGGAGUAAAAUUACAUACAGACUUUAUUCUAAAACAUUUUAUACGAACUUAAUAUGUUUCUUAUAUCUGGAGGAAUCCGGGUUGUUUCAAAUAGUUGCUCCCUUAAAACCUAGGAAGUAUUUGCCAUUAUUUUCCGAACUUUAAUUGCUCAACGCAUUUAAACAUUUGAAGGAUCUUUGAACAAAAGAUGGGCUGCAUGCAUGGUAUGUUUUCUUUAAUCGCAGUCUAAUUAAUUUAAGAUACUUGUAGUUUGCAGCUCUAUUAUUAAAGUUAAAAUAUCAAAAAUCCCUCACUGCUUUUUAUGUUUAUUAACGCAGUUUGCGUGUUGUAUUUCUUAUUAAAAUAUGCACAUUGUCUUUAAGGAUUUGUUUUCUUUGCGACGAAGAGUGGCUUUAGUCAUCUCGCCUAAUCAGAGAAACUAUAAUUUGCUAGCAGUUUUGCCCAUGAGUACUCUGGUUUCCGUUAUACUGUUCGGCGUAGCUAAAUUGUUUUUUUUUUUUUUAAACAGGUUUCAAGACUGUUUUCUCUCCGUAACCGAAUGGCGGCUAAAAUGUACUCAGAAGAGCAGCUAAACUACUUCCGGGUUUGUCACAUAGCCACUGAUAUACUGCCACCAGCUUUAAGGUCACUGUUCAAGCAGGAAUGGGACAAUUGUUACAAGGCAACUUAUGGAGAAUGGAAAGACACGCCUCAAAAUGGAUUGGACUUCAAAAACGGUGAAUCUCCUGCUAAUCAAAGAAAAAAUGCCCGAUUGUUAGCUACAAUGAUAAAUGGAGACAGAACAGAAUGGGACUGUACUAUGCUAUUUUAUGCCAUCCUGUAUUCUGAUUCUAUCGGAUAUGGACUGAGUCCACUGUUCAGAACCAAUGUUGAUGAUCUCAGAAAGUUUCGAAAUGAAGGCUUCGCUCAUAUGACAGAAGGCCAGCUCUCAAAUGCAGAUUUCAGUGUCACUGUUGCAAAAGUUGAGAAAGCAUUUCGAGCUCUUGGCCUGUCUACCGCUAGUAUCCAAGCUGUAAGUAAGCAGAAAAGUUUUCCAACCGAUGAGUUGCAUAAUGUGAAGACAAGUAUUCAGAAACUUACUCAAGACCUUCAGACGAAAGACGCCGAACUUCAAGACAAAGAUACUAAAUUGCAGGAGAAAGAUGUGGCGCUUCAGGAAGAAAAAAAUAAGUUACAAGAGAAACAUGCCGAGCUUCAGGAUAAGGAAGAAGAGCUUCAAGAAAACAAAGAGAGGCUUAGAACUACGGAAGAACAGCGCAAGGUCUUUGAAGAGCAACUACAACGUGAAGUACAACCAUUUUGCGUCCUUCCACCCAGACCUCCCCAUGUGAUUGCAUGUCGCGACUGUGAUGUUGCUAAAGUAACACAGACGCUGUUAAAGUUAAGAAAGGCUAGCGAGAACAAAUUAAGUUAUUGUUAUAUUACAGGUAAUCCUGGGAGUGGCAAAUCCCAGCUGGCUGGACUGGUUGCUGAAAAUAUCUACAAAGAAGCACGGAAAGACACGAGUGCUCCGUCAUUUGUUAUGACUUUAAAUGCUGAAAACUUAGAAUCACUUUUAGCAUCAUACUUAUCACUGGCAAGAAAAAUAAGCUGUCCCGCGUAUACUAUAACUGCCACCGAAAACUCUAAAGAUUUAAAUAUUGAAGAGAAGGUAGCCAUUAUCAAAGAUUUGAUUACGACCAAAAUUCACCUUUACUCAUCUUGGUUCUUGGUGAUUGACAAUGUCACAAAUCUGGCUAGAAUGGGUCAGUUUUUUCCUAAACGUGGAAAUGAGCAUUGGAGUAAAGGCCAGCUACUAAUCACAACGCAGGAUUGUUCCUGUAUCCCUCCUGAGAGUCCAUUCACCUCUCACCUUUCCAUAAGCAAAGGCAUGAACGACACUGACGCUGCCGACCUUCUCUUCGAGCUCACUGGAAUCACAGACGAUGGUAUGGGGAAAAAGGUAGCGCGCGCUUUGGAUUACCAGCCACUUGCACUAGCCAGCGCAGGAAUCUACGUGAGAAAGGUACGAAAAACCAAUCCAGACUUUGGCUGGGAAGGGUACUUGAAAAAACUGGAAAAAGGGAAACGUGAACGUACUGAAGAAGAACUUACCAAAGUAAACAAUAUCUACCCGGACUCUAUGACAGAAGCGAUUAGGAUAGCCAUUCAAGCGGAAAUUGAUUCUAAUAAAAUAAUGAAGCAUGUUUUCACUUUCCUUGCUUUUUGUGCACCAGAGCCAGUAAGGCUAGACCUGUUGACCACUUACGUUGUAAAUGCUGAUGGAGAGUUGGAUCAAGAGGAAAUAGGCAUUCAGAUCCAAGGGUCCUCCUUGCUGUUAAUCGAAAAUGAGGAUGAUGUCUUCAUUCGUUUGCAUAAUGUAGUAUACACUAUUGCCAAGAAUUUAGUUAAAGAAGAAAUGCACCAAGCUGAUGAACAUGUCCGAGUUGUUUGUGUUGCGGUGGAGUCAUUUAGUAAGUUUAUAAAAGAAGCAAUACCAAAGAUCCUGGAAAGUAAAGAUUCUGUGUGUGAAAGUAGGCAUAUUGUUCCACACUUGAGAACUCUAACUGCCGAAACUAAAAAUAUUUUCUUUACUACAGAGAAAUUCGGUUUUAUCAAAAUCACUAUUGAAGAAUUAUGUAUAACUGUGUAUGACUUUCUCGCGCUUGGUCGUGUUUGCUAUUCCAAUAGUGAGUACCAAUCAGCAAUGGACUAUUUCAGUGUAGCUUUAAAACUCAGCGAAGACAAAGAGCACAAGACACUGACCGAUCACUUAGAAGAGGCGGAAAUAAACCAUAACAUGGGUAUCGUACAUAACGACUUGGGUGACCAUCAACAGGCUAAGGAGUAUUAUGAACGUGCCCUGUCCAUACAAUUGAAAAAGCUUGGAGCCGACCAUGUUGACGUCGUAUGUACGUACCAGAACAUGGGCGUCCUACAUCACGACUUGGGUGACCAUCAACAGGCUAAGGAGUAUUAUGAACGUGCCCAGUCCAUACGACUGAAAAAGCUUGGAGCCGACCAUGUUGACGUCGCAUUUACGUACCAUAGCAUGGGUACCCUACAUCACGACUUGAGUGACCAUCAACAGGCUAAGGAGUAUUAUGAACGUGCCCUGUCCAUACGACUGAAAAAGCUUGGAGCCGACCAUGUUGACGUCGCAUGUACGUACCAGAACAUGGGCGCCCUACAUCACGACUUGAGUGACCAUCAACAGGCUAAGGAGUAUUUUGAACGUGCCCUGUCCAUACAAUUGAAAAAGCUUGGAGCCGACCAUGUUGACGUCGCACGUACGUACCAGAACAUGGGCGUCCUACAUCACGACUUGGGUGACCAUCAACAGGCUAAGGAGUAUUAUGAACGUGCCCUGUCCAUACGACUGAAAAAGCUUGGAGCCGACCAUGUUGACGUUGCAUGUACGUACCAGAAGAUGGGCGUCCUACAUCGCGACUUGGGUGACCAUCAACAGGCUAAGGAGUAUUAUGAACGUGCCCUGUCCAUACGACUGAAAAAGCUUGGAGCCGACCAUGUUGACGUUGCAUGUACGUACCAGAAGAUGGGCGUCCUACAUCGCGACUUGGGUGACCAUCAACAGGCUAAGGAGUAUUAUGAACGUGCCCUGUCCAUACGACUGAAAAAGCUUGGACCCGACCAUGUUGACGUCGCAUUUACGUACUAUCGCAUGGGUACCCUACAUCACGACUUGAGUGACCAUCAACAGGCUAAGGAGUAUUAUGAACGUGCCCUGUCCAUACAAUUGAAAAAGCUUGGAGCCGACCAUGUUGACGUCGCAUUUACGUACCAUAGCAUGGGUUUCCUACAUCACGACUUGAGUGACCAUCAACAGGCUAAGGAGUAUUAUGAACGUGCCCUGUCCAUACGACUGAAAGAGCGUGGACCCGACCAUGUUAACGUCGCAUUUACGUACCAUAGCAUGGGUACCCUACAUCACGGCUUGGGUGACCAUCAACAGGCUAAGGAGUAUUAUGAACGUGCCCUGUCCAUACAAUUGAAAAAGCUUGGAGCCGACCAUGUUGACGUCGCAUGUACGUACCAGAACAUGGGCGUCCUACAUCACGACUUGGGUGACCAUCAACAGGCUAAGGAGUAUUAUGAACGUGCCCAGUCCAUACGACUGAAAAAGCUUGGAGCCGACCAUGUUGACGUCGCAUUUACGUACCAUAGCAUGGGUACCCUACAUCACGACUUGAGUGACCAUCAACAGGCUAAGGAGUAUUAUGAACGUGCCCUGUCCAUACGACUGAAAAAGCUUGGAGCCGACCAUGUUGACGUCGCAUGUACGUACCAGAACAUGGGCGCCCUACAUCACGACUUGAGUGACCAUCAACAGGCUAAGGAGUAUUUUGAACGUGCCCUGUCCAUACAAUUGAAAAAGCUUGGAGCCGACCAUGUUGACGUCGCACGUACGUACCAGAACAUGGGCGUCUUACAUCGCGACUUGGGUGACCAUCAACAGGCUAAGGAGUAUUAUGAACGUGCCCUGUCCAUACGACUGAAAAAGCUUGGAGCCGACCAUGUUGACGUUGCAUGUACGUACCAGAAGAUGGGCGUCCUACAUCGCGACUUGGGUGACCAUCAACAGGCUAAGGAGUAUUAUGAACGUGCCCUGUCCAUACGACUGAAAAAGCUUGGAGCCGACCAUGUUGACGUUGCAUGUACGUACCAGAAGAUGGGCGUCCUACAUCGCGACUUGGGUGACCAUCAACAGGCUAAGGAGUAUUAUGAACGUGCCCUGUCCAUACGACUGAAAAAGCUUGGACCCGACCAUGUUGACGUCGCAUUUACGUACUAUCGCAUGGGUACCCUACAUCACGACUUGAGUGACCAUCAACAGGCUAAGGAGUAUUAUGAACGUGCCCUGUCCAUACAAUUGAAAAAGCUUGGAGCCGACCAUGUUGACGUCGCAUUUACGUACCAUAGCAUGGGUUUCCUACAUCACGACUUGAGUGACCAUCAACAGGCUAAGGAGUAUUAUGAACGUGCCCUGUCCAUACGACUGAAAGAGCGUGGACCCGACCAUGUUAACGUCGCAUUUACGUACCAUAGCAUGGGUACCCUACAUCACGGCUUGGGUGACCAUCAACAGGCUAAGGAGUAUUAUGAACGUGCCCUGUCCAUACAAUUGAAAAAGCUUGGAGCCGACCAUGUUGACGUCGCAUGUACGUACCAGAAGAUGGGCGUCCUACAUCGCGACUUGGGUGACCAUCAACAGGCUAAGGAGUAUUAUGAACGUGCCCUGUCCAUACGAUUGAAAAAGCUUGGAGCCGACCAUGUUGACGUUGCAUGUACGUACCAGAAGAUGGGCGUCCUACAUCGCGACUUGGGUGACCAUCAACAGGCUAAGGAGUAUUAUGAACGUGCCCUGUCCAUACGAUUGAAAAAGCUUGGAGCCGACCAUGUUGACGUUGCAUGUACGUACCAGAAGAUGGGCGUCCUACAUCGCGACUUGGGUGACCAUCAACAGGCUAAGGAGUAUUAUGAACGUGCCCUGUCCAUACGACUGAAAAAGCUUGGACCCGACCAUGUUGACGUCGCAUUUACGUACCAUAGCAUGGGUACCCUACAUCACGACUUGGGUGACCAUCAACAGGCUAAGGAGUAUUAUGAACGUGCCCUGUCCAUACAAUUGAAAAAGCUUGGAGCCGACCAUGUUGACGUCGCAUUUGCGUACCUUAGCAUGGGUACCCUACAUAAUGACUUGGGUGACCAUCAACAGGCUAAGGAGUAUUAUGAACGUGCCCUGUCUAUACAAUUGAAAAAGCUUGGACCAGACCAUGUUGACGUCGCACUUACGUACCAUAACAUGGGCGUCCUACAUAAAGACUUGGGUGACCACCAAUAGGCUAAGGAGUAUUAUGAACGUGCCCUGUCCAUACGACUGAAAAAGCUUGGACCUGAUCAUGUUUACGUCGCGCGUACGUCUCGGUUAUUAGGUGAUGUCCAGCGUGUUUUGGAUGCCCAGCAGCAGCUGGCCCUCAGAAUUGAUGACCGUGUCCAGUUUUUUCAGCGAAAAAAUCAUAGAUCAAAAACAUGUAAUAUUGUGUAGUUAUCAUAACUUACUUCGUUGGUUGAUUGUCUCUGAUUUUGCUCAGUAAUGGAUCAGAAAGAUUGUUUGAGUUAUUUAAUUGUAUUCUGCGAUUCUGAUUGGCUAAAAGCACACGUUUAAUUGACCAUAACCAGUCACUGAUGACCAAAUUUGGAAGAAAUUUAAGAGUUAAUGAACGAGGCUGAGUAUCUUAUGAAGAAUUAUGGAGAUCGAGGAGGGUGUUGAGAUCUCCAUAAUUCUUCAUAUGAUACGAAAGCCGAAUUCAAUAACUGUUUUAUUAUUCAUUCAAAAUAAUUCCAAGUUUAAAAACAUAGCUAAAACAUGCUUACUUCCAUCGAUCCAUCGUUGUUCAGUUCAUCUUCGAUAGUGUACGUUUAGGUUUGUUCAGCUCCGCAAAUAUUCUCCAAAUAGCAGAUGUCGCCCUUCGAGUUGUCUUCUUGCUGUUCUUGCCGUGUUUUUAGCUAUUUUUUCGCCUAGUUCUUACUCUUGAAACGAGUGAAAUGUCCGCCAUUUUUUUAAGUUCACAACCAAAACAAC
This is a messenger RNA of Porites lobata, 7239 nucleotides long. The record is from the annotation of a GenBank genome assembly. Lineage: Eukaryota; Metazoa; Cnidaria; Anthozoa; Scleractinia; Poritidae.